AUGGCUUGUGCUCACAAAGGAAAUGAGUUUGAGACUGAGAAACUGAAUAAUACUCCUCAAAAACCAUUAAAUUUUUUGCCAGAAGUCCCAGAAAAAACGAUUACUCGGAAAUUAACUGCUCGCGAGCAAAAAGAUUGCCAAAUAGUAGAACGACUUGUUCGAAACUACUUCAUGAUUGUAAGACGGAAUGUUCAGGACUCAGUACCCAAAGCUAUUAUGCAUUUCCUGGUUAACUAUGUUCGUGACAAUUUACAAAGUGAACUUGUACGACAGUUAUACAAGCAUGAAAUAAUCACGGAACUGUUAACGGAAAGUCCAGCUAUGGCACAUAGAAGGAAAGAAGCUGCAGAAAUGCUCGAGGCAUUAAGUAGAGCAAGUCACAUAAUUAGUGAGGUCCGUGAAACUCAGAUAUGGUGA
Thelazia callipaeda (thelaziosis nematode) is the source of this 417-nucleotide messenger RNA. The record is from the annotation of a GenBank genome assembly. NCBI's taxonomy places the organism in Eukaryota, Metazoa, Nematoda, Chromadorea, Rhabditida, Thelaziidae.